Molecule: messenger RNA, 3235 nt
Organism: Doryrhamphus excisus (bluestripe pipefish)
Lineage: Eukaryota; Metazoa; Chordata; Actinopteri; Syngnathiformes; Syngnathidae
Source: RefSeq, a predicted model, not a curated record
AUGCGAGCUAUGCAGCAUUUGUCGCCCCGCGUCACACGUCCACGUCCAAGCCUUUUUUCUUUUUUCCGCGUGCACUUUGAGCCGAUGAGAUCGGCGUUUCUGUCCCGCCGUGACUGCGAUGCCGCGCCGUCUCUAAACAAGGCGACGAAGACGAAACACAAUCGACAACUGCAGCAUCAGCACGAGGAGCAAGCGUCGGUGAGGACAACCUUCCUCCUCCUCCUCCUCCUCCUCAGUGGCCUUAACCUCCCCCGUCCUUCCGUCAUUCUCCUGUCGGCCCCCCGCUAUUGUGUCCAGCUGUGGCCGUCACAGGGUGCGAGCGCUGGUGCUCACCUGCCAGGUCCUUGGCCUCAGGACGACUGCCAGCUUCCCUACAUGAGGGACAAAGCCACGCAGACCCCCAGGGCCUGGGCAGAUGAGAGGAGGCGGGGCUCCCACAAGCGAUCGGCCUCCUGCGGGAGCACCGACCAGCUCAAGGAGAUCGCCAAGCUGCGCCAGCAACUCCAGCGCAGCAAGCGGAGCAGUCGCCAUCGCAGGGACAAAGAACGCAAAUCGCCUUUCAAUGGCGGCAACCACGCCAUCAUGCAGUCGCAGGGUGUUUGUGUUUUGCAGGCGCCCAUUCCCAAGACCAUCCUGAUACCCAUCCCGAUAUCCAAGUCGUCCGCCCCUCGUUUCCGCAACAGCGUGGAGGGUCUCAACCAGGAGAUCGAACGCAUCAUCAUCCGAGACACCCCCGAGAAGGACGAGACCAUCGUGCCACAGGAUGUCCCCGACGGGCACCGCGCGCCGCCGCCCGUGCCCCCGCAGCGCAGCAGCAGCACCCGCAGCAUCGACACGCAGACCCCCUCGGGGGGCGGCGGCCUGGGCGGGAGCCACAGCAACAGCAGCAGCCGCCCCGACUCCAUCUCGCCAUCCUACCUCACCGUCCUCAACGAUGCGAGCGGCGGCGGCGGCGGCAGCCCCUUUGAGGAAAAAGAGCUGGGUCAAUACUCGCCGCUGCCAAAGUACGCCGCCUCGCCGCGGCCCAACAACAGCUACACGUUCAAGAGAGAACCUCCGGAGGGCUGCGAGAAAGUCAAAGUGUCUGAGGAGUCUCUGCCAAAAACCCUGCAGGAGAUCCCCCCCUUCCUGUGCCCCGACCGCAACAAAGUCAACUUCAUCCCCAACAGCGGUUCCGCCUUCUGCCUCGUCAGCAUCCUCAAGCCCCUGCUCCCCACCCCGGACCUUAACUUCCGCCCCGGGGUGGGCCUGCGUAGUCUGUCCCCGUCGCUGGUGCCUCUGUCCACCCAGCCCUGCCUCCUGGAGGAGCCCGAGAGCUUCUAAUGAGGCCUUUCCACGCAUCCUUCAACACUUUCAAGCUCCCUACGAGAAAAAAAACAACAACAAAAAAAAAAACGGCCUUCAGCAUGCAAGCACUCUGAUGUCUUUAGCCGCGUCUCCAUCGAGACGCGCUUUGUUCAAACGACGCUUCCCACUGCCUCACCCCCUCUGACAACACAUUUCAUUGUCCUCUUUUUUAUUCUUCUUAGCGUUUUUGGAAGGAAAAGGGCCUAAAGACCUUGAUUUCAUCGUACUAUACCAUGACGCCUUUCCACAAGACAUAUCUUUUUUUUAAUAUAUAUACUUAGAAAAGAUGCCUUCCACCACAGAAGGGCCAAGGUGCUGCCGGAAUGUAGCAAAACUUGAAGGGGGGGUAAGAAAAGAAAAAAAGGUGCCUAAUAUUUUAGACCACUUCGUUGAACAAAUCUGAUGUAGCGCCCACGGCGGGGCGAAGCUAACCAAUUCAUUUGGAUUUGCUAACGCUAAGAGUACACACGCGCACACACGUGCACAUACGGAAGUACUCCAUUUGAAACGCAUCCCAAGUGAAAAUACGGAAGUGCACUCAUUGCUACGCAGUACACGAAAGCCGCAAUCUUCUGCCCCCUUGUGGCGACACUUGUCAGACAGUUUAAAAACGACUUAUUGAAUCCACCAAGCGGUUAAUUGAUGGUGUACCGACUCGACGUAUCAUGUCUCCAGUCAACCUCCCCAUAUUUGUGCCAUAGGAAUGUACUUGGAUGUAAAUACAGGCGCACCGCCGGAUUGUAUCAUUAUAUGACGAAAGACAAUGAACAAUUGUAUCGUAUUCCACCCACAGCAUCACCCCCCAUUAAUUACCCUACGGCGCCGCUGAGUACUGUGAAUUACAUGUUAUCAUUAUUGUAAAUAGUAAUGUAUUUAUUUAUCAAGAGAGGAUGGAAUCAAUAAUAGCUGACGUCAUCCAUCUCAGGUCGUAGUGAACAGAGUGCACCCCCACCUCCCCUUCAAAAUAAAACUACUAUGCGUGUAGCGUCGCAGUCAACACCUUAUGAUGGAAACCGGUACUAAACAAGCUGAAGGUGUUUGUUCAGCAUUUUUUUUAAUUAAGGAAAUCAUUUCCCCCUUUUUUUAAUCAAGCAAGAAAUACAUUGUAUUGCUCCAAAUAUGUGUCGUCUUUUAAUGACGUUGUUGUAUGCAUGAGUGAAUGAACAUGUACUAGAAUUGUGUACAUGAAAACAAUUUCCGGUAAUCUUCAAAGAUGCCGCAUAACAAUACUUUAGCUUAAUUACGUGUUCAAGUACAUGAGAAGAAAGCGUCUGAUAACAAAGGGACCUCAUUUCUUCCAUGUCAGUAAAGAUGCAAUCCACCAUAUUGUCUUCUGUCGCGCCGAAAGGCACCAACGCCUCGUAUGAUUGGUCGACAGGAAAGGUUCCACAACACAAUGUAUGAUUGGUCAAACUAGAUUCAACAACGCGACGCGUAGCAACAGACUUAAAGCGGCACAUGAUUGGUCGAAAUGAUUCCGCAACCCAACUGGAAAAAAAAGCAACCUAUGACUAGCAGCAAUACUAACACCGCUUACGAUUGGUCGACAUAAGAUACUAUAAUGGUGAUUGGUAGCACCACCGUCAGCAACACGACGUAUCAUUGGUCAAAAAAAAGGUUCCACAAUGUGACGUAUGAUUGGCGGGAAGAAUGUUCACUGUUCAUCACAAUUACACAACACAGGAUAUGAUUGGUCUCAAUUAGUUAACAACACGACAUAUGAUUGGUCUCAAUUAGUUAACAACACAACGUAUGAUUGGUCUCAAUUAGUUAACAACACAACGUAUGAUUGGUCUCAAUUAGUUAACAACACAACGUAUGAUUGGUCCAAAAAGAAACUACAAAUAUGUCCGCCACGUAUUUCAAUCACUAGAGCGUAUUUGUGUGG